UAUGAACUGUCCAGUCAGACUCCUCCCCCUAACCCCCCCUUACUGCUCCCCUUUCUUUCUGGAUUCUUGCAGCAUUCUUCAUUCAAUGACAUCAACCUCUCUCCUCGCCUCUCCUUGUAAGGUCAGGCAGGAGUGGGGGAAUGGAACAGGGCGAGAGAAGGAGGGAGAGAUAAUGGAUCCAAAGAGGCAUGAUUAGCCAGCUGCAAGCAUCCUCAUGAUGACUCAAAGUUUGGAUGAAGCAGAGAGACGACAACCGUGGGGUCCUGCCAGUCUGGAGGGUCUUAGGAUUUCUGACGGCGUAUUCAUGAGGAGGGAUGGAAACAGCUGCCGUGCAUUGUCAGGAGAGAGAGAGAGAGAGAGAGAGCGAGAGGAAGAGGAACCCCCUAUUUUAGCUCAAUAUUACAGCAAUGCAGCGAUAUCCAAAACAAUGGCAGCCGGCCACUCUCGGCAUUGUGCUAUUGAUCCUCUCCCCCUCGUGGCAACCUAAUACACACGCUGCCGCUCAAUCUAAUUGUUGUUUUUCUUUACACACGAGCCAGGCAAAUAUAGUAGUUAAGGAUGCGUCGGCAAAUGAGAGCAACUUGCCGGUGAUAUUGACAACGCUUUAUUUAGUCGUCAACUGCCUCCAGGCAUACUGACUUACUAACCGGAUCUAAGACACUGCACCGGAGAGAGAGAGAGAGAGAGAGAGAGAGAGAGAGAGAGAGAGAGAGAGAGAGAGAGAGAGAGAGAGAGAGAGAGAGAGAGAGAGAGAGAGGGAGAGAGAGAGAGGGAGGGAGGACGGAUGAGUGGCCGGGCAAGCGCAGGAGAGAAAGAGAGAGCACAGGAGGAGGGAAGAGGGGAAAAAAAACAUAGCGAAGAGGAAGAGAGUCGCAGGAGGAAGAGGGAGAAUGCACGGCGUCUGGCUAACUCUUCCAUGCUUGUAUCCAGGGCCUUUGUGAAUACACCAUGGGAUGCAUCGGCUCCAGGAGACUGACAGCAGAUGGCGUGCCAGUCCAGAAGGAUGGCGAGCAGCUUUCUAUGGAGGACACCACGUCCAUCCUGCCGCGCCUCAAGAGGAACUCAAACGCUUACGGCAUCGGCGCUCUGGCUAAGUCUUCUCUGUCAGGUGUGUCAGGCGUGUCGCGCACCAUGAAGGAAAGAGUGACCAAACCCACGGCCAUGGCCCAGGGCCGGGUCGCCCACAUGAUUGAGUGGCAAAACUGGGGCAUGGCCACGGUGGGCGUGGGGGGCAUCCCCCAGUCCCGCAUCACCACCCAGGAGCGGGAAAAGGAGCGACGGCUGGAGAACGACGCCUACAGCGACCUGAGCGACGGCGAGAAGGAGGCCCGCUUUGCUGCAGGCAUCCUACAGCAAUUCGCCAUCUCCGAGGCGACCCUCAUGGCCUGGUCGUCGAUGGAUGGCGAGAGCCCUCGCUCGGGAUCAAACCAGGGCAGCGUGGCGCAUCUGAGCGAGGUCAACCAGGAGAGUAUCACCAGUCGAGACCAGAUCUUGCAUCACUCCUCAGCCGAGGUGUGGCCUCACACUUACGUCUCCCAGGGACACUACUGCCUCUCCUCCUCGGACGCUUGGGAGCCCAUCAACAAUGACCCGUCCGGCGUGGCGUCUCCCCCCGCCGGCUCCUACCUCGUGGGGAGCGAGGGUUACGACGGGCAGACGGCCCCUCACUUCCUGUCGCAGCAGCAGCAACAACAGCAGCAGCAACAGCAGCAGCAGCAAUUUAACCUCCAGCAGCAAAACCAACUGCAGCAGCUGCAGCAGAUCCAACAGAUGCAGCACUACCAGCAGCAGCAGCUCUUGCAGUAUCAGCAACAACAGUCACUGGAACAUCGGCUGCACAGCGCCAACCACUCCUUGCAAGCCACCCCAAACAGCACCAUCCACAGCCUGAUCCACCAAGUGCACCCGCCCCUGGUGGAUCUGUGGAACACGGGCCAGAUGGAAGCCUAUCAGGUGGAGGCUGGAGGCUACAUGGGUACGGCGGCUGCGGUGGAACCGGGCCUCUGCGUUCCUGGCGGAGAGGAGGUGGUGGGGAAUGAACACUCGCCGCUGCUGGAGCAGCAGGAGGAAGAGGAGGAUGUCAAGGAUGGAGAAAUGACACUGUGUAUGGAGCCAGAGUUGUCCACAUUGACUCCGCCCACACAUCCGGGGGACGCCUCGGGCGGCAGCAGUCCGGGACUUCUGCCAGCCUCGCCAGUGAGUGAGCAAAGGGCCUCCGACGCCGCCACGCCGGCCGGUCUCGCUCACACGCUACAGGAAGAAGAGGAGGAGGAGGAAGAGGAGGAGAACGAGAACACCGGGCAGCAGGAAGAGGGGGGAGCCGCUUCCAUGGCAACCAACUGACUUCCUGGCUGUCACAUGAUUCCUCCAUACAAACUGACCGGGAGUCAGCCGUAAUAAUACAAUAUCUAUCUAUUAUCCUGUUGCUUUUCAGGUAUAAAAAAAAAAAAAUAAUCCGGGCAGGAUGAAUUGUUUUGGAAAUUGUGGACUCGUGCUGAUAAGGAUGCAACCUGAUGCAACAAACUUUGUAAGCCUUACAUCCCAAAGGUAAACACAUGUCGAAAGGAUGAGGAGCUACACGGACAUUAUCAUCAGGGAACAGGGGGGAGGGACAAGUGUUGUGUGUGUGUGUGUUGGGGGGGGGGGGGCUGUGCGGCCAAUACAUGCAUGUGACCCCAUCAUCCUAUAACAAAAACAUAUUCCAAGAUUAUAAAAGGAAUAAUUUUAUAAAAAUGCGUGAUGGGCUGAGUGAGAAAAAAAAAAUGUUUCAAUGUAUGAUAUUAACAGAUUUCCAUCAGUGGAGGAGGGGAGAGGAGGAGUGGGGGGCGUCUUUGUUUACAUGUUAGAAUAUUGUGUUCACCUUUCUUACAUAUUAAUGAGUUACGGCAACACCCCCCCACCCCCACCCCGCCAGAUGAUGAACACAAUUUCCAUGACGCCGAUCCCGCUGACACACACCCGAGCGAUAACACUGCACAGAUUAAGGAUUGUACUGUAAAGAUAAGUGUGCUUCCUACUCUGUCUCACUGUAUGCAUGUUCCUGUGGAGUACCUGAACUAUACGACACUGUAUAGACUUUGCACUGAACCAUCGUCGGGGGCGGGACGGAGGAUUGGCGGCGAAUGAUGGAGGGGAGAAAAAAUAAGACAGAACUCUCUCUUUUCUUCAUUUGCACCGAUGCAAUCCAACCCAUCAGAGGUUGCCUUCUGGACUGUCGACGUUGGCCGAGGGCCACUCUUCAAAGCUUUCAGCAACCAAUACCCGGCUGAGCCUCACCUAAUGAAGAUGAUGAUGAUUUGAAUGUACUGGCCUGGAUCAGAAUGCUUUUAGGGAUUUGUGUGUUGAGAUGGAAUUUACUGCUGGCUCAUCCGCAGCACCACAAUGAAAUUUGGUCAGGUCCAGAAGUAUGUGGACCGUGCGGGGUUUUUUUUGGGGGGGGGGGGGGGAUUUCGCAUUUUUUACAUCACCACAAAGAAAUAAAACGAGAUGUCAUUCAAGUGUAGACUUUCAGCUUCCGCUUAAUGUCAUUGUGAUAUUUCAUUGUUCCAAAUCACAAUCUGACUUUCCUGGGCACGACCGAGAGCAGCGGUUUGCACCUUGGACAUGAUUAUCAUUCAGGCAGGCAUUUCUUGAUGGUACAUUUUGAGAACGAUACGCCUCGCUUCCCCAGACCUCUGCUGAUGUUGCGAAAAGCCGCCUGAGAACAGGCAAAGGAACAGAAUAUUCUUCCAUGGCCAAGUUGGAUCUCAAGCUUGUUUUUAUAACUUCCUGAAGACAAAAGUAAAGAUUUGAAUCCCGUCAAAUUGAGAAAGAUUUUUUUUGGACAGUAAUCCUUUGGUGUCAUUCAUCCUCUUCCGUAAAAGCUGAAAGUCUACAGUUCCGUCCUAUCUUAAUUGUUUCAUUACAGCUAUGUACAAAAGCCAAACAUCCUAAAACUGCUUCUGGACCUAAAAAACACAAAUAUCCAAAUUGUAACCAGCAAUAGGCGGACACAAGGCCGGUCAGCCAGUGCCAGCUCCUGUUAUAUAGAUGUAAAUAAUUUAGAUAACACCUUAGACUAGCAAAUUAUUAUUAUUUUCUUUCUUUCACCAUUCCGUCUUAACUUUCGGUUGGGAUUUCACCACAAUUUUGACCCGCAUUCAUCCUUUCUGCGGCGGUUCCAUGAAAAACAAGCUUGUGUCGGUCUAGCUAGCGCCUACGAAGGACGCGCGCUGCCCAAUCAGCCAAUCAGGGAAUAGAGGAGGCGGAGCUAAAGGCGUCUUCCUUGCUCACGUGUUGAUUACUGUGAGGCGGUUCCUUGUGUGCGGACACAUUUGCAUUUCUUUGUAUGAUUUGGAAUCUUGUCUUGUGAGGAACAGAGGGGCGGGCGGCGUUCAAGAAACUUUCUGUCUUUUCUCUGUCGGGGAGAAUCUUCUCCUCAUGUUGUUGAUUGUGUGAGAAACUUUGAAGAUACAGUAUAUAUACUGUAUAUACACACACAUGCAUAUAUAUAUAUAUCGAUAAAACAAAACAGCAAUUUACUGACUUGAAUGAAUUGAUGUAUUGAUGGCUUCUUUAUGCAAUGUGGGAACAACGUUUAUUUUUCUACUCAAAAUCCCUAAAGCUAGAAUAUGUGUCAUGGUUGUAAAGUUGUGCGCGCUAAAAAAAAAAAAAAUGCUGGGUCGAAAGUAACCCGCAUUGGGUGAAGCAGCUAACGCAGCGCUGGGUCCAAAAGGGACAGAGCCGAUGCUGGGUUCUUUAUAGCCGAGGUAUUGGGUUGUUGGCAACCCAUGACUCAAAAAUAACUAACCCAACCUGAGGUAAAAGUAACCGAAUCUGCCCAAAAUCCAAACUGACCCAGCGGUUGAGUUAGCAAAAUGAGCCGGUAUUUUUUUAGUGUGCGCUGAGAAAAAAAUAAGAAGAGUUGGGUUUCGGCAUGGGUUCUGGUAAGAAUGUCUUUACACAAUGGCACAUAUUCUUUUAUUUAUUGAGCUAUUAGGGAGGACUAGCUUGUACAGAAUCAACGGUUCGAUGUGACCCUUGUAUGUUUUGUCGAGGGUCUCAUGAUUAGAUGCUGCGUUCGUUCGAUACGGGCUCACCUCAAAGAGGCAACAUGCUUGGGUGAAGUGUGGGGAGCAGUGAAUUCCUGCUUUUUAUUUUCUUGAUCCAAAUCUCAAUGAAUGAAUAAAUAUGAAGCCACAUUGAUUUGUGUGGACGUAAAGGAUUUAAGGACCAUGUCUCUCUCUCUCCCGCUUAUUUUCUAUUUGUAUUGUGUUGUCAAAGCCGAGAAAAAAAAACACCCCUAGAUUAAAACAACUGAAAACUAGCUCGGAACAUUUUGAACCAAAGAAUAUUAAAGGCAACCAGCAGCAUCAAAAACCGCAAUGACUUUGUGAAAUGACGCUUGUGUAGAAAAAUUGGCACUCACGCGUUCUUGCUUCUGGGCUCCAUUUCGUUAUUGUCUUUAUGCUUUUGUUUGUUUGCCAUCCUCCUCCUCCUCGUCACUCCUGCACGGGCGGACCUCCUCACAUCACUCCGACUCCUUCUCUCGUCUCCUCCUGUGGAGCAAAU
Syngnathus typhle (broad-nosed pipefish) is the source of this 5550-nucleotide messenger RNA. It is a transcript of the gene fam131bb, whose product is annotated as family with sequence similarity 131 member Bb. The coding region runs from base 949 to 2343 and encodes 464 amino acids. Lineage: Eukaryota; Metazoa; Chordata; Actinopteri; Syngnathiformes; Syngnathidae. The record is from RefSeq and is a predicted model, not a curated record. The transcript has 10 exons.